Molecule: messenger RNA, 1326 nt
Organism: Dovyalis caffra
Lineage: Eukaryota; Viridiplantae; Streptophyta; Magnoliopsida; Malpighiales; Salicaceae
Source: the annotation of a GenBank genome assembly
AUGCUUUCUUCAGUAUUAAUCAGACGCCUAAACCCCACUAAAAGCUGCCUCCUUCGUUUGUCAACGAAUCAACCCACCUCUCAUUUCUAUUCGCAAACCCCAAAACCCCAAUCAGACCCACAAAAUCUUGAUUCCAACACUGUAUAUCAUAGCCUGUCAAGUUACUGCAAUGACUGGAAAAGAGCUCUAGAUUUCUUCAACUGGGUCGAAACAGAAUCAUCAUUUCAACACACAACAGAGACUUACAAUCGCAUGAUUGACAUAUUGGGUAAGUUCUUUGAAUUCGAUUUAUCAUGGGACUUGAUUCAGAGAAUGAGAAAUAACCCUUUUGCAAUGCCUAAUCAUACCACCUUUCGUGUAUUGUUUAAGCGUUAUAUAGCUGCCCAUCUUGUUAAUGAAGCAGUUAGUGUCUAUGAGGAUAGAUUGGAGGAAUUCAGUUUGAAAGACGAGACGUCUUAUUGUAAUCUUGUUGAUGCACUUUGUGAGUACAAGCAUGUUAUAGAGGCACAUGAACUGUGUUUCGGAAAGAACAAUAAUAGGAUCAGUGUUAGGAACAUAACAAAAAUUCAUAAUAUGAUUUUACGCGGGUGGUUUAAGAUGGGGUGGUGGGGUAAGUGUAGGGAGUAUUGGGAGGAGAUGGAUAGGAAGGGAAUUUGUAAAGACUUGUAUUCGUAUUCAAUAUACAUGGAGAUAUUGUGCAAAAGUGGGAAGCCAUGGAAGGCAGUGAAAUUGUAUAAAGAGAUGAACAGUAGGGGAAUAAAGUUAGAUGUUGUGGCAUAUAAUACAGUUAUUGGUGCCAUUGGUUUAUCAAAGGGCGUGGAUUUUGCCUUGAGGGUGUACCGUGAAAUGAGGGAUUUGGGUUGUCAGCCGAAUGUUGUGACUUGUAAUACGGUGACAAAGCUUUUGUGUGAAAAUGGCAGGAUGAAGGAAGCGUAUAGCAUGCUGGAUGAAAUGGUCCAGUCAGAGAUUGUACCUAAUGUUAUUACUUAUCAUUGUUUUUUUAGGUGUCUUGAGAAGCCAAAAGAGAUUCUUCUACUUUUUGAUAGGAUGAUUGAGGAUGGGGUUCGCCCAAGGAUGGACACAUAUGUAAUGCUUAUGAGGAAGUUUGGAAGAUGGGGAUUUCUUCGACCAGUUUUUGUAGUGUGGAAGAAGAUGGAAAUACUUGGGUGCAGCCCAGAUGAAUUUGCAUAUAAUGCUUUAAUUGAUGCUUUAAUCCAAAAGGGUAUGGUAGAUAUGGCGAGAAAGUAUGAUGAAGAGAUGUUGUCAAAAGGUCUUCCAGCAAAACCAAGGGUAGAGUUAGACACAAAGCUUGCCGAAGGAGGAUAA